Messenger RNA from Ruditapes philippinarum (Manila clam), 1130 nucleotides. RefSeq names its product eukaryotic translation initiation factor 4 gamma 1-like. Gene Ontology annotation, cellular component: eukaryotic translation initiation factor 4F complex. The record is from RefSeq and is a predicted model, not a curated record. The transcript is spliced from 7 exons. Bases 30 to 752 code for a protein of 240 amino acids. Gene Ontology annotation, molecular function: mRNA binding; translation initiation factor activity; protein binding. NCBI's taxonomy places the organism in Eukaryota, Metazoa, Mollusca, Bivalvia, Venerida, Veneridae.
GACAUUUUGCGUAAUUUCAGGAAUUAUAUAUGAAACUCAGGGGCAUUUUGAAUAAGAUGACACCAGAGAAAUGCCAAACCCUUAUUUGCCGUGCCAAACGUUUGAAUAUAGAUACAGAACCCAAACUGACAGAAGUCGUUAAUCUUAUCUUUGAAAAGGUGAUUAUGGAACCUACUUACAGUUCUGUAUACACUAACAUGUGUCACUGCAUGAAAAUCAAAGUGAGAUCGGAACAACAAGAGGGUAAAAUGGUUACCUUUCGAGCUUUACUUUUAACAAGAUGCCAAAGAUUCAUUCGUGAAUCAAGGACUGAGCUGGAAAAGUUGAAAGAUGCUGAUGAGGCUACUGUUAGCGAGUACCACUCAAAAUUAUUUGGUGCUUACAGAUUUAUAGGUGACCUAUACAAUAAAGGCAUCGUUAUAGAAAAUGUUAUUCACGACAUGAUUUUCAAGUUAUUAAAAUGGAAGGACCCAGUUUCGCUGCAAUGUCUUUGUGUGAUUUGGCCAAUAGUAGGGGAAAAGUUGGAUGUUAGUAAAGCAAAGCGAAGAAAUGAUCAGUACUUCCAGCAGAUGGCGAAAAUAGCAAAAGAUAAGAGACAACCCGGGAACAUAAAAUAUCGUCUGCUGAACGUUAUAGAUUUGAGGGCAAAUAACUGGAUCUCCAGACUACCAGUUGUUAAACCAAAGACACUUGCUGCAGUACGAAUGGAUGUUGAAAAGGAAAUCAGUGGCGCGGAACUUCAAAACAAAUGAAAUCUAAAUUGUACUAGAAAUGCCGUGUGCUAUGCAUUUCCAUGUGAUUUGAACAAAACAUACCAAUUAUUCCUCAAUUUCCAUGUGAUUUGAAGGAAAACUAUGGUUUUAUUCCCAUGUGAUUUGCAGAAAGUAAACUAAAAUGUGCGUCGAUCCGUAGAUGUUCUACAGAAAUAAGUAGCUAUCUCCGGUCGCAGUUUCUAUAUUUUAUAUAGAACUGAAAGGAUGAACACUAACAUGUACUUAUAACGAUGAGUACCAAUUGUUAACAGUGUCACUAUAAAUUUUAGGAUGGCUAAGUUAAUUCUCUCUAUAAUGCUUGUUCCCGUAGAUAAAUUGCAAUUUUACAUUAUGAGUAAUAAAUGAAAUAAAAAUGCA